Messenger RNA from Chaetomium fimeti, 2041 nucleotides. RefSeq names its product patatin-like phospholipase-domain-containing protein. The record is from RefSeq and is a predicted model, not a curated record. Gene Ontology annotation, biological process: arachidonate metabolic process. The transcript has a single exon. Lineage: Eukaryota; Fungi; Ascomycota; Sordariomycetes; Sordariales; Chaetomiaceae. Gene Ontology annotation, cellular component: membrane. Bases 149 to 1702 code for a protein of 517 amino acids.
CGUCAUUUUAUAGCAGGGCUGUCACGCCCGCUGACGAUUUCCACUGGCGAUUCCUUCAAAGACCUUUUUUUCUCACCGAGAUUCACUCGAAUUCCCACUCGCCAUUGGGAACGAAUCAUUCCUGGGUUUGCAAAAUCGACGACCCAACAUGGCGGACGUCGCAACCCCUCUAGGAGAAACGGCCACUCAAAUACCGGGACUGACCUCCGCUCUCCGGUCAUCAUCCAAGCCGAAGCCGAGGCGGGUGCCGACUCGCGUCUCGAUAGUCGCUCCGAAAGGCUCCACUACCCCCGAUGUCACCAGCGCGCGCUCCGUUUCUUCGCCCGGGUUGAACGUGUCGACGACGACAUGGAAGCGAUUAAUUCUGACAAUCGACGGCGGCGGAAUCAGGGGAUACUCAUCACUAAUCAUCCUACGGGCAUUAAUGCAAGAGAUUGAGCGCAUCGAAAAGUCUCUCGAGCCGCGCGCCUCGGCGAGCACUCAGACCGACCGGAUACCCCGCGAUCAGAUCCCCGACGAUGUGUUUAGGGAGGGGCAGUACCUGCCUUGCCAUUAUUUCGACUACAUUGCGGGCACCAGUGUGGGAGGUUUAAUAGCUAUCAUGCUAGGCAUGUUUGGGAAGAGCGUCGACGACUGUAUCAACGAAUUUCACCGACAGAACAAGUCCAUCCCGCUCGCCGACGAUGCUUCGAUGGUCUCAUCUAUCGACUUUCCGCUCCUCUACAGGCGGAGCACCUGGCCGACAAAACGCACCAGCUCUUUCUUCGACACCUUUGCCAAGUUCACCGUGACGGCGACCGGCCGUACCCUGCCAGGCGCAGCCGCAAGCCCUGUUGCGUCCCGAGCCUCGUCCCAGGCAUCCGCCGCAUCGAGUGAGUUUCGGAAAGAUACGUACCAAUGCCAGACGCUCGCCUGGUGCACCGAGGUCGAGACGCGCCGCUCGCGGCGCCCCUACGCCUUUUGCACUUACGCAGAGGAGGUGAGCGACCCCGAGCAGCUCAUCUCGAUUCCCGAGGUCGCCAAGGCCAUCACCACACCCUCCCGCUACUCGUUCAAGCCCUUCAAGCUGGGCGCCGGCCAGUUCGUCGACGGCAGCAAGCAGAUCCGGGACCCGACCCUGGAAGUCCUCAAGGAGAUCACCUCCCUCCUCGAUGAGACCGAGCCGCCCAUCGACCUACUCCUGAGCCUGGGCACAGACGAGCACCACGCGUGGUUCUACGAAAAGCUGCGCUCCUUCACGUCGCAGUAUCCCACCGCCACGCCCGCCAAGGACCAAUGGGCCAUCGGGGAGGAAGAGGGCCGCUCCUACAACCACUACCACCGGUUCGAAGUCCCCGGGAUAAAACUCGGCUGGCGCAAGAAGUUCUUCCUGCGCGAGAUCGAGGAGGCCUCUGAAAAGUGGGUCUCGAGCCCCGAGCAGCGGACACGAAUCACGCAGUACGCGCGCAUGCUAGUCGAGCGGCGGCGGGCGCGGGCGGCCACGGCGCGGUGGGAGACGUUCGCGUUGGGGGUGCGCUACGCUUGUUUCCACGACGGGUGUGCCAUGAAGAAGAGGGCGGAGGAGGAUAACGAGAUGUUCACGGGCAGGGGGGACUUCUUCGACCAUCUCGAUAGGAGACACGAUCUGAUGAAGAUGGCGGCGAAGGGGGCCGUGGAUGUAGAGGGGGAGUUGGACAAGGGGAGACGUUUUGGGUGUUCUUGAGGUUUACGGGGGCGGGGGGGUUGGUGAGAGACAGACAGACGGGAUUGUCUGUCUGUCGAUGCUUUACGUUGCUUUACCCUGCCUUUUUCGCGAGGUACUUUGUUUUUGUCUGUUUUGCUGGGCGGUGGGCAUUCAUACUUAGCGAGCAUGGCGUUUUGGGGCAGUGGCUAAACGGAUCAUGCUUCGGAGGCAGCUCAUACGGGGGGGUAAUGGUUUGGCGUUGGUGGGGGUUUGGGAGCCUGAGAGUCUGCCUCGUCAACUCUGUGCAGAUUAACGUUAAUAGAACACUGUGUACUGCAGUGUGUAAUGAUGACUCGGCGUUAGGUGUUACCAAUCCCC